Molecule: messenger RNA, 2504 nt
Organism: Sebastes umbrosus (honeycomb rockfish)
Lineage: Eukaryota; Metazoa; Chordata; Actinopteri; Perciformes; Sebastidae
Gene: pfkfb4a
Product: 6-phosphofructo-2-kinase/fructose-2,6-biphosphatase 4a
Exons: 14
Coding region: 146-1669 (507 amino acids)
Biological process (GO): fructose 2,6-bisphosphate metabolic process; fructose metabolic process
Cellular component (GO): cytosol
Molecular function (GO): fructose-2,6-bisphosphate 2-phosphatase activity; 6-phosphofructo-2-kinase activity; ATP binding
Source: RefSeq, a predicted model, not a curated record
UAAUGAAGCAGAAGCUGCGCUGCGCCUGUACUGCGGUCAUUACGGUACGACCGUUGGUUGCCAGACCCAGAGCACGUGACAGCAGCGCUGAAAGAGAGGUCGGCUCAUCUCCAUCACCACAGAGAGAGAGCAGAGAGCAGCGCGGAUGAAACACCGGUCACAUUCAGAACAGCAUCACGGGAAAAGGCCCCGUGUUCCCGCCGCGGCCGCCUCCACCUCCACCACCUCACCACCAGACUCAAUGGAGGACAAAACCCCGUCCAACCCGCGGGAACUCACCCAGAACCCGCUGAAGAAGAUCUGGAUGCCGUGGUGUAGAAACGGCCUUCCAGAGAGACACAUCUCUCAGAGGAAGGUAUGUAUGACCAACUGUCCCACCCUGAUCGUGACAGUGGGCCUUCCUGCCAGGGGGAAGACCUAUAUCUCCAAGAAGCUGACCCGCUAUCUCAACUGGAUUGGAGUGCCCACCAGAGAGUUCAAUGUCGGGCAGUACAGGAGAGAGUUUGUGAAGAUCUACAAGUCCUUUGAAUUCUUCCGUCCAGACAACGAGGAAGGGUUAGAGAUCAGACGACAAUGUGCCUCAGCAGCAUUGAACGAUGUGCGACAGUAUCUCACAGAAGAAGGAGGCCAAGUGGCGGUUUUUGAUGCAACAAACACCACCAGAGAAAGGAGGGAAACCAUCAUCGAGUUUGCAGAACAGAAUGGUUUUAAGGUGUUCUUCGUGGAGUCUGUGUGUGAAGACCCAGACGUCAUACAGGAGAACAUAGUGCAAGUGAAGCUGGGGAGCCCCGACUACACCAACUGUAACACAGAAGAAGCAGUUGAAGAUUUCAUGAAGAGAAUCAAGUGUUAUGAAAACUCCUACGAGACGCUGGAUGAAGUCCUGGACAGGGAUCUCUCCUUCAUUAAAAUCAUGGACGUGGGUCAGCGGUACUUGGUCAACAGGGUGCUGGACCACAUCCAGAGCCGGAUUGUCUACUACCUCAUGAACAUUCACAUCACGCCGCGCUCCAUCUACCUGUGCCGCCACGGUGAGAGCGAGCUCAAUGUCAACGGUCGAAUCGGAGGAGACUCGGGCCUCACACCGAGAGGCAAAGAGUUUGGGAAGAAGCUGAGCCAUUUCAUCCAGGCGCAGGGCAUCAGCGACCUGAAGGUGUGGACCAGUCAGAUGAAGAGGACCAUCCAGACAGCCGAGGCUCUCAGUGUGCCCUACGAACAGUGGAAGGUCCUGAACGAGAUCGAUGCAGGCGUGUGUGAGGAGAUGAUGUACGAGGAGAUCCAGGAUCACUAUCCCCUUGAGUUUGCUCUGAGAGACCAGGACAAAUACCGCUAUCGGUACCCGAAAGGAGAGUCCUACGAGGACCUGGUGCAGCGGUUGGAGCCCGUCAUCAUGGAGCUGGAGCGGCAAGAGAACGUGCUGGUCGUCUGUCACCAGGCCGUCAUGCGCUGCCUGUUGGCCUAUUUCCUGGACAAGACAGCAGAGGAGCUGCCCUACCUGAAGUGCCCGCUGCACACAGUGCUGAAGCUAACGCCAGUGGCCUACGGCUGUAAGGUGGAGUCCAUCAGCUUAAACGUGGACUCUGUCAACACACACCGAGAAAGACCAGAGAAUGUGAACGUCCAUCGUACGACUCGAGACGCCCUGCAGACCGUGCCCGCUCACCUCUGACUGCAGUCGGACCUUUCGUUCUCUCGCUCCCUUACGACGGACUCUUGAGGUCAUUUCACUUCACACAAUCUGCACAACUUGUUCACAGUGGUGACCGUCUGGGUGACGUGCCUCCUCCUCCUCCUCCUCCUUCAACACCUCUGCCACACACACCUCUCUGUAACCCUUAUGUAUGUCGUUUUUGAUUUGAAGGAGCUCAACCUGAGCAUGUUAUGUGUUUGGGCCUUUGAAGGCUACACCGUGGCACUCCGGUCCUGAUUAUUUAUCAAUCAAACACUUCUUGUCUGUUUGUUCUCUAUUAUUCAGUAUGGUUACAGUGUGUUGAUGUUAUGCAGCAGCAGAAUUAACACUGAAGUGUUAACCGUGUGGCUUCUUCACAUGAUCUUUCUGCUGCAUGUUACUGUAUCGUGCAAUCAUUGUUUUAUGUGACCGUGUCUUCAGUGAUAAUGUGCAAUUUGAAAGUUAAUACUUGAUAUAUUUGAAGGAAAACUAUUAUGAAGCUUAUUAUUUUGUCUAUAUGGUGAUUCAAUGAAUGAAAGGAUGGACUGGGUCAUUAUUAUUAUUACUAUUAUUAAUUAAUUAUGGUGAAAACAAACUUAAAUUUUACACAGAUGGGUUAAAUCAAAUCAUGGUUUUCUUCGGAUUAUUUUACAAACAGACUUUAGAUGAAAUUUUAACAUUUUUUUGUGAAGAACACAUCUGUGCACACACAAGGUAUUGGAAAAGCAAAAAAUGCAAUAUUAGCUCAAAGCUGUUUGUUUUGAUGUGUGUCAUAACUUCAAAAUGUACGUCCCAGCUAAAGAUGUGUUAUUUUUAUAAAACAAAUCUCUCAUUA